Molecule: messenger RNA, 1485 nt
Organism: Botrytis byssoidea
Lineage: Eukaryota; Fungi; Ascomycota; Leotiomycetes; Helotiales; Sclerotiniaceae
Exons: 11
Coding region: 1-1485 (494 amino acids)
Source: RefSeq, a predicted model, not a curated record
AUGAAGAUGCGAGUUCUCAUGGAACGAAUGGCGGAGGCAUCGGCAGAUGAACCUAGAGCUGGAACGGUCUUCUCAGUUGUUUUAUCUAUGAUAUCAAUGGCUGUUUUGGCAAUCUGUAUGACUCGUCGCGUUCAAAAUGUGCAGGAUUGGUCUCGAUACCCUCUCGUUUGUUGGUUAUUUGUUCUUGGGUCCGCAGUUGUUUCGGCGGGGUUUCGUGUCAAUUAUUCGCAGUAUAUGUGCUCCAAUGCUAUUAUAUUAUGCUUAUCUUGUUAUAUGACGACCAAAGUGAGUAUUGAAAUCAAGGAAUCAGACUCGUUGGUUUCUUGUUUGAAUUGGGCCAUCAAUUUCCAACAUGAUCUUCAGCCAGCUGUAGUACGUCUUCUUCACUGCAAGCGACCGCAACAUUCACUAAAGCCAGCAGGUUGUAAAUUUGCUCUUACUUUUUUUACUCGUACAUUCACUAAGAUAACAGUUCAUCAUUCGUCGAUCGUCAAAACCGCGCAUCAAAGAUCCGCUUUACCUCUUCAACUCGAUUGGAAUGCUAAAUUUCAAAGCCGAUUCGCCAAUUAUGAGAAUGGUGAAUGUCGGAUUGGGAUGAAACAAGUCGCGAUGAUACCUCUUAUUGCUUUCGAUAUACUAGUCAACGUCUACCUAACGUUUUUGUUUCUCGUUCCACUACAAGGCUUGUACUCCUACAAGAAUAACCCAAACUCACAAACACGUACCGUCGCACUUCGCACCUUUAUUGGAAGUUGUUGUGCGCUUACUUCUAGUGUCGUUAAUUUGACUUUAUUAUUGGUGCUGAAAGGCGAGCCAGGUUGGGUAUGUCUUAUGUGUUGUAAUCUCGACAUACUCUUCAGCGUUCUAGUCCUCCAUUGGAUAACUUCCAAAGACAAUGCUUCUACCUUCCUCCCGCGUCGUUCUUACUCACAUGCUCAUUCACAUACCUGUUCCUACCCUACGAUCCGCACCAGCGCUCUUCCUUCUCCUAUUUCCCCCUACCCACUUAUUUCCAGUCCUCGUUCUAUUCCCGAGAACAUGGGAUUUUCGAAUCGAGAUCAUUUGUUUACGAGUACAAACGGUGUGAAUGGUGCGAAACCAGAUGGUUAUAGUUAUGCCAGAGAUGCUAUUGAUUUACCGACAGUUACGACGACUGUGACUGCUGGAGUGGGGGUGGGAGAAAUAUUGAACGAAGAAGAGAAAAAGAAGAAUAGAGGACUUGAGAAUGGAAAUAGAAAUGGAGAGAUAGGGAUCAGAAAACCGAAAAUGGCGAUUACGGUUGAGAGGGAUCAUGUGAGGGAGGUGGUGGAGACGGGUAUUAGAAUUGUGAAUGAUCGUGAUCAUGAGAGGUUGAUCUUGACGCUACCCAGGAGUAUUAGUGGAGGUGGGGGGAGUAUUGGGAUUGAAAUUGAAAUUGGAGAUGGGGAGAAAGAGGGGCGGGAGGGAAGGAGAGGGGAGGAGGAUGGUAUGGAUAUCUCUUUUUGA